UAGAAGUCAGAAGCAGACAAGUUUGCAUUCAACAAAAUGUUGUUAGUCGACUGCUCCGAAGGUCGUAUUGAAAUUUCUUCCUUAACAAUGCAUUCAUGAAAAACAUUGAGUUUGUUUACAGUUGUGUUGUGAGUCGUUUGGUGGGUUAGUAAAUAAAGAUGAUUUUGACAAAAAUGCUACCGAAACUGUGUUCCACCUCUCAAAUCAUAAAUCGGCUAGAAACCUCGUUGUUUAAUAAAGAUUUAGGAAUCAAAUUUCUGAGUACUAAAGAGAUCAUCGACAGGGAAAAGAAAUACGCUGCUCACAAUUAUCAUCCUUUACCUGUGGCUUUAUCUAGAGGAGAAGGUGUUUUUGUAUGGGACGUCAAGGGAAAACGAUAUUUUGAUUAUUUGAGUGGUUACUCAGCGAAUAAUUUCGGACAUUGUCAUCCAAAAAUUGUUCAAACUAUACAAAAGCAAGCACAAAUUUUGCAUCAUACUUCCAGGGCGUUUUACUCGGAUGUUUUUGGGGAAUAUGCACAGUUUGUGACUAAACUAUUUGGAUAUGACAAAGUUAUGCCAAUGAACACAGGUGUGGAGGCCGACGAUACCGCUUGCAAAAUCUCUCGUAAAUGGGGUUACAAAGUGAAAAAAAUCCCCAAAAAUGAAGCAAAGAUGAUUUUCGCUGUUGAUAAUUUCUGGGGGCGUUCUUUGGCUGCGGUUUCCGCUUCUACCGAUCCAUCGUCUUUCGAAGGUUAUGGUCCUUUUAUGCCAGGCUUCAGCUGCGUUCCUUAUAACGAUCUCAUUGCGUUAGAGAAAGCCCUUCAAGACCCUCUAGUCUGCGGAUUUAUGGUCGAACCCAUUCAAGGGGAGGCCGGAGUAGUUGUCCCAAGCGAAGGUUACCUAAAAGGCGUUCGAAAUUUGUGUACAAAAUAUAACGUCCUAUGGACGGCCGAUGAAAUCCAAACUGGAUUAGGAAGAACAGGAAAAAGACUAGCUGUUGACUACGAGGAUGUCAAACCGGAUAUUUUAGUCUUGGGCAAGGCUUUAGGAGGUGGUGUCUAUCCAGUAUCUGCGUGUUUGGCAAAUGAUCCCAUAAUGCUAGUCAUUGAACCCGGCACCCAUGGCUCCACUUUUGGUGGGAAUCCCCUAGGUUCCAAAGUAGCGAUAGCAGCCUUAGAAGUAUUAGAAGAAGAGAAUUUAGCUCAGAAUGCAUUUGAACUUGGGGAAAUUUUCCGAGUUCAGUUGCGAAAACGGUUAAGCAAGGAUGUUGUAAUUGAAGUGAGAGGAAGAGGAUUACUCAAUGCGAUAGUCAUAAAUAAAAAUUAUAUCGAAGCUUGGGAUGUCUGUCUGAAAAUGAAAGAAAACGGUCUGAUAGCGAAGCAUACUCAUGACAACAUCAUCAGAUUUGCGCCUCCGCUUAUAAUGACUAAAGAUCAACUGCAAGAAUCAAUUGAAAUUAUUGUUAAAACAAUUAACAGUAUUGAAACAAAGUAAAUGUUUUGUUAGACUUUAUUAUUUUUGUAUUAUCAUCAUUUUCUUAAUCGUGUAAUUUUACAAAAAUAAAUGUUUGUUUUUUA
Tribolium castaneum (red flour beetle) is the source of this 1558-nucleotide messenger RNA. RefSeq names its product Ornithine aminotransferase precursor (gene Oat). The transcript has 6 exons. The record is from RefSeq and is a predicted model, not a curated record. Gene Ontology annotation, molecular function: L-ornithine transaminase activity; identical protein binding; pyridoxal phosphate binding. NCBI's taxonomy places the organism in Eukaryota, Metazoa, Arthropoda, Insecta, Coleoptera, Tenebrionidae. Gene Ontology annotation, cellular component: cytoplasm. The coding region runs from base 159 to 1475 and encodes 438 amino acids.